Molecule: messenger RNA, 1092 nt
Organism: Nematocida ausubeli
Lineage: Eukaryota; Fungi; Microsporidia
Exons: 1
Coding region: 1-1092 (363 amino acids)
Biological process (GO): proton transmembrane transport
Cellular component (GO): vacuolar proton-transporting V-type ATPase, V1 domain
Molecular function (GO): proton-transporting ATPase activity, rotational mechanism
Source: RefSeq, a predicted model, not a curated record
AUGAGUCUUCAGAAGUAUAUAAGUGAGCUGAAAGAGAAAGGGAACAGUGAUAAACUGCGCAGUACUCUAUUAGAGCUAGGAGGAUUUGCCACAUGCGAGCUAAACAAUGAAGAAAUUCUUAAUGAGCUUUUAGAGCUAAGCCAGUCAAGCGACUUGCUAAUUUCCUUGAAGGCACUUCAGCUUCUCACCCGGGUGUACCGAUACAGAAAUAAAGGAAGUGAAAAAUACUACAAAAUAGCAGCGGAUAUCAUCAAAGAGGAGCCAGACAGCAAGAAGACAGAGCAGAUUCUGAUAUUUCUGCAACGGUUAAGUACCUUGGACUACCAAGCAAAACGCAUCCCAAUAAACCUCUUUGAUGAAGACCCAAUAAAAGAGGAAAUUGCAAAUAAUACUGGACUAAUAACUGCCAUACUAACAGUCUGCACUAAGCGCACGUGUAAGUACCAGGGCCUUAUACUCCUGUGGAUGCUCACUUUCUCCAGCAGUGCACUGACUAUUCUCAGUCAAACCCCAAUGUUUUACAUGCUUUCUUUUAUCUCAAAGGACAGCAAAGAGAAAGAACUUCGGGUGGCUUUGGGGAUUAUUAAAAACUAUCUGAAGUACACGCAGAAGUACAACUACGAAACAUUCCAAAAAAUAGAGUCACUUCUUUCUGUGCUCUCAAAUAAAGGGAACAAAGAUGACCCGGAGGAACAGAAUGACUUGAAGUUCUGCAGGGAGAGAUACAUAAAACUCUCACAAAAUAUCUCUACCUUUGACUCGUACUUGGAGGAAUUGCAGAGUGGCAGCCUUCAAGCACACCCAUAUCACUUUAACACAGAAUUCUGGAAGACAAAUUUAGAUACUCUUGUGCUUAAGAGGGUAGACAUAAUUAAGUCUCUGAAACGGUUCUUAAAGUCAGAGAAUCACAAUAAUAUCUGGAUUGCAGCAAAUGACAUAUAUAGAAUAAUUGAAGUGUAUCCGGAGUCUAUAGGGUUGAUUAGGCAGAUGGGUGUUCACCUGGUGCUCUUUGAAAUACUUGCUGCAAAGACCAGUGAGGAUGUUCGAUUUCACGCUAUGGAGGCACUUAGUGUGUGCUACAACAAAGAGUAA